AUUGAGUGAUCGGGAUGUGCAAAUGUUCUUCUAUGAGUCAGUCGAAAAUUCAUUUGAAGAUGAGAUCUGCGAUGAAGAGGAAAUGAAACCUCGACUCACAGAAGAGCAUUUCGAACAGAUUGUCACAAAAUUAGUGAUAGGCCCUAAGAGUGCAGUCAAUCGCUCGGAACUGACUGCCCCUGUGAUGAGAAUGCACUUGGAGCAAACAAAACUUGAAAUCUUCGAGCACAUGGACAGAUUAGAAAAGAAAGUUGAGCUUUUGAGCAGUGAAUCGCCGAAUGCUGAGGCCGUUCAAAUUUUCCGUAGGCGAAGCAAGACAUCGAAAUCUUACGCCCCCGGAGUGCUUACGAGGGCAACGUAUGGCUCAAGAAAAGCCGAAGAUCUUCUAAGCACAGAGACACAUCGGGAGGUCUCAAUGACGAAAGACGCGGAUAGUAUUGGGCUCAAGUCAGAAAUUUCGAUCCCAGGAUUGAUUCAGGCGUUCGAGUCUUGAGCACUGAAUAUUCAACAUUGUAUACUAGCUAUGAAGGUUAAUCAUUUUAUAGAAGUUAAUGAGACUAUGAAGUAAAAUGUCAGGCUUG
Guillardia theta CCMP2712 is the source of this 581-nucleotide messenger RNA. RefSeq lists its product as hypothetical. The coding region runs from base 83 to 493 and encodes 136 amino acids. The transcript is spliced from 9 exons. The record is from RefSeq and is a predicted model, not a curated record. NCBI's taxonomy places the organism in Eukaryota, Cryptophyceae, Pyrenomonadales, Geminigeraceae.